UGUCCUCCCUCCUUCCCUCCCUCCUUCUCUCCCACUCUCAGAUGGGGCUGCGGCCCCGUUGACUCCUACCCGCAGCCAGAGCGCGGACUCCCCCCCGACCCUCCCUUUGGCCAACGCGAGCCUUUGGCCUUUUUUAAUCCCACCGCCCUCCCCCAAACCCAUCAACACCCCCACCCCAGGAAAAAAGAAAACGUUUUAUUCCCAAACCGGGUGAGGAAAUUGGCUUAUAUAUAUUAUAUAUAUACACGUAAUUUUUAAUUGUUUUAUUAUUCUCCCUCCCGGCGGGUGGAAGUUGGACCCGGGUUAUAUCCUCCUCGCCCCCCCUCCCCAGCCCCGUUGCCCCCCCCCGGGCCCCGCAGAGCCGCGAGGAAGGAGAAAGGGAGGAAAAAAAAACGCCCGGACUGCUCCAGCCUCCGAAAUGACUCAGUAACUUUUACGCCUCGAGUCUCAGCCCUGCAAUUAGCCACUUGCCCAGCGCGGCUCGGGAUGUAUUCGUCUCCUCUCUGCCUGACCCAGGAUGAGUUCCACCCCUUCAUUGAGGCGCUGCUCCCCCAUGUCCGGGCCUUCGCCUACACAUGGUUCAACCUGCAGGCCCGCAAGCGCAAGUACUUCAAGAAGCAUGAGAAGAGGAUGACGAAGGACGAGGAGAGGGCAGUGAAGGAUGAGCUGCUGAGUGAGAAGCCAGAGGUGAAGCAGAAAUGGGCCUCGCGCCUCCUGGCCAAGCUGCGCAAGGACAUCCGGCCCGAGUGCCGCGAGGAUUUUGUGCUCUCCAUCACCGGCAAGAAGCCCUCAUGCUGUGUCCUGUCCAACCCUGACCAGAAGGGGAAGAUGCGCCGCAUCGACUGCCUGCGGCAGGCAGACAAGGUGUGGCGGCUGGACCUGGUCAUGGUCAUCCUCUUCAAAGGGAUCCCACUGGAGAGCACCGACGGUGAGCGCCUGGUCAAGUCGGGCCAGUGCACCAACCCCAUCCUCUGCGUCCAGCCCCAUCACAUCAGUGUCUCCGUCAAGGAGCUGGACCUCUACCUGGCUUACUUCGUCCGUGAGAGAGACAGUAAUCAGAGCAGCAGCCCCCGGACGGGCAUUGGCUCGGACCAGGAGGAAAGCAAACCCCAUUCCACAGAUUCCACGGAUUAUCAGGAGAGCUUCGUACCCGGGGUGUUCAGUGUCACUGAGCUCAUCCAGGUGUCCCGAAUUCCCUAAUCCAUCUUCUCCCUGCAGCACCGGUUGGUGACAGGCACGGGUCAAACUUCUUCUCUUGGGGAGCUCCAGGCGCACCUGGCCUAUGACCUGAACCCCUCCAGCACUGGCAUGAGGAGAACCUGCCAGCACCUCUUCCAGCGGGAGCAAAACGGCACAAGUCGGGGGUCCAUGGAGGACGACAUCGACACCAGCCCAGGGGGCGAGUACUACACUUCCUCCAACUCCCCCACCAGCAGCAGCCGCAACUGGACAGAAGACAUGGAAGGGGGCAUCUCCCCCACUGUGAAAAAGACAGAGAUGGACAAGUCCCCCUUCAACAGCCCAUCACCCCAGGACUCCUCGCCCCGUCUGAGCAGCUUCACGCAGCACCACCGUCCCGUCAUCGCAGUGCACAGCGGUAUCGCUCGAAGCCCGCACCCAUCAUCUGCACUGCAUUUCCCCACCUCCAUCCUCCCGCAAACGGCCUCCACCUUUCCCCACACGGCCAUUCGGUACCCGCCUCAUCUCAAACCGCAGGACCCACUGAAAGAUCUCGUCUCACUGGCCUGUGACCCGUCCAACCAGCAGCCCGGACCGUUAAAUGGAAGUGGUCAAGUGAAAGUGCCCAGCCACUUGCCCCCGCAGAUGCUGGCGCCGCCACCUCCCCGCAUGCCCCGCUUGGCCGUCUCUCCUGACACCAAAACCACUAAAACUACCGAGGGAGGGACGACCUCGCCGACAUCACCCACCUACUCUGCACCAGGCACGCCCCCUGCGAACCGUUCCUUCGUGGGAUUAUGACCAAGGGAUCCUGGGAGUAUCUAUCAGGCACAGUCCUGGUACCUGGGAUAA
Messenger RNA from Melopsittacus undulatus (budgerigar), 2031 nucleotides. RefSeq names its product nuclear factor I C (gene NFIC). Gene Ontology annotation, molecular function: DNA-binding transcription factor activity, RNA polymerase II-specific; RNA polymerase II cis-regulatory region sequence-specific DNA binding. NCBI's taxonomy places the organism in Eukaryota, Metazoa, Chordata, Aves, Psittaciformes, Psittaculidae. Gene Ontology annotation, cellular component: nucleus. Gene Ontology annotation, biological process: regulation of transcription by RNA polymerase II. The record is from RefSeq and is a predicted model, not a curated record.